Molecule: messenger RNA, 7878 nt
Organism: Nematostella vectensis (starlet sea anemone)
Lineage: Eukaryota; Metazoa; Cnidaria; Anthozoa; Actiniaria; Edwardsiidae
Product: myotubularin-related protein 13
Exons: 32
Coding region: 89-5977 (1962 amino acids)
Source: RefSeq, a predicted model, not a curated record
AGGCAUCUGCGCUUGCGCGAGUCAUGAUCCAACAUGGCGUCCAAGGUGGAGGGUGUUUUUCUUCCUACAUGAAUUGUUUAGUAGAGAAAUGUCGCGUCUUGCCGACUACUUUGCCAUAGUCGGAAUCGACAAAGACACAAGCUAUGGUGAAGGGUUGAAAGGCAAGGUUUUGCAAAGAUUUCCACCUCAAGACCGCAAAGAUGUCGCUUUUCCGGAGGGUAUUGAGCUGUUCUGUCAACCAACAGGAUGGAAAACCAGCUACUACUGUAGGCCGCAGACCUUUUUUGUCUCCGUUCUCACCGACAUGGAAGGCGAUCACAAAUACCUUGCUUGCUUCACAUUCUAUGAACCGUACUUACCAGUAUCUGCUAGGUCCAAGGGGUCACGUGCAAGCUUGUCUGAUACCUCGUCAGUAAAAACAGCCACAGAUGGCCAGCCUGGGAUCACUGUGACAAAUGAGGAUCUUAGUCUGGAGUCUUAUGUACCUAAGACUCUAUGUCUUGUUUCAGCAGUCACAUACUUUGAGAUUCUCAAGAAUUGUUUGACCACAAUCUACCUGGCAUUCAUGGCUGGAAAUGAAGAGUUGCUGGAGAAGCUUGUCGGCUCCAUCCUCGGCCUUGUGAGAGUACCACCUCCUGGCGGCCCGAAACUUGCAUUCUCUAUCGGCGCUGGGGAUAGGCAGACGUUAUGCCCCCCUCUGUGUGACACCAUACCUGUGACGGGUGUGUCUGUGUCUACCGUUUUCCAUCAAAUAGGCAUUCACAACAUGCUGUCACUGUUCUGUGCCGCUGUCACAGAGAACAAGAUCCUGUUCAUAUCCAGCAGCUUUGUCCAGUUGACGACAGUUACUAGAGCCAUGCUUGCUCUCAUGUACCCUCUCAAAUUCAGCUAUGUGUACAUCCCUAUUCUACCAGCUGCUCUGCUAGACUUCCUAAGUGCCCCUACACCAUUCAUCAUGGGUGUGCAUGAGAGCUACAAGGACAAUAUUCCAGACACGUCUGAUGUCAUCCUUGUGGAUAUAGAUGGUGGACACCUCUCCAUACCAGACAGCGUGAAUCUGGCUAUAUUACCUGAGCCGUUAAUGAGCAGAGCUCGCAGGGAGCUUUGUCUGGUGAUGAACCCACAUCUCAUAUCAGCAGAUUAUGUCUUCCAGCAGCCACCUCCAAAAUCUGCUCUUCCUCUACAGGACAAGGAAAUCAGAGCUAUUUUCCUGAGGAUCUUAGCCCAGACAUUUGCAGGGUAUAGGUCAUGCUUGACAUUGAUCAGAAUUCACCCAAAACCUGUCAUCACCUUCCACAAGGCACGAUUCCUGGAGCAAAGAGGGAUGAUAGGGGAUGACUUUUUUUCAAAGGUGCUGGAGAGCAUGUCCUUUUCACAGUUUGUCGCCACUAGGGGACCCCCAUACAGAACCUGUGAUCUGUUUGACCAGCUCACAGCUGAAGUGGAAACAAUGAUAACAAGUGAAUGUGACAAUGAUGGGGAAAUACUGGCAAACAUUCAGCAGAUAGCUCAACAGUUAUUUGAGAAUGAGCCAUCUAGUGAUCAACUGGAUGACAACCUGCAGAAAAGUCUGAAUACCUUGACUCUAGCCAGAGAAGCAGAUGGUGCAAGGAGAGAGUUUUUUCCUGCACUUGAUGCCUCUAUUAUUGACCAGUUCAUCAAAGAAGAAGGAAAUCAGGAGGAAUUCACCAUUGUCCGACCUGACCCAGAAAUUGUGCCUUGUGGGCGGGGAUUCACCAGUCGGCAACAGCACUACAUGGCAGGGCGAAAGCUUGAGGUUCUCAAGGACUGUGUGUCAUACAUUUUUGACAACAAGAUAUCAGAAGCCAGAAAGGCGUUGCCCUCUGUGCUGAGGUCCUUAAAGUCCAAAGGGGCGCAGCUGGCCCUUUGCCAUGAGCUGUCAUUACGAGCCAAGCAAAACAGGUCUGUCCUUGAACAUGACCAGUUUGACUUGGUGGUCCGACUGAUGAAUAACGCCCUGCAAGAGGAUGCAAGCAUGGAUAACACCGCAGUUGCUGCAGCCUUGUUGCCCUUGACAUCUACGUUCUGCAGGAAACUAGCAACAGGCUGCAUGCAGUUUGCCUACACAUGUGUGCAAGACCACCCCAUUUGGGAAAAGCAGCAGUUUUGGGAGGAAGCCUUUUACACGGAUGUUCAGACCCAGAUCAAGCAACUGUACAUUGUGGAAGAGGCACCACGAGCUGUUGCCGAGGACACCCUAGAAAAACCCGACCGGUCAUCGCGCAGCAGCCUGACUCCCUCAGCAAAGCACAGGAGCUUUACUGGCAAGGAGAAUAUGCUCAGCAAAGAAUCAAGAGAUUCUUCAGAUAGUGAGAGUAAGGUUACUCUUAAACCGCCCAAGUCACCGCCAUUUAAGGCGGCACCUAACGCAUUGGACAUUGCUGCAGAGCAGAUAAAAAAAUGGGCAACUAUGAAGCAAGAGGAACGAGAUAACCUGAUCUCAAGCGAGGAGAGCAUAGUCUACAGCCAGGCCAUACAUUAUGCCAACCGCAUGGUCUACAUGAGAAUUCCUCUUAAUGCAUGUGAGAUGAUGCCUUCCAAAACGCCAAACACUCAGCCACCCCACAGUGCCGGGGGGUUGAGUACAUCUAUGGCAGGAUCCAUAGCUGGUGGGCGUGGUGAAGUCGAGGGCUCUUCACUCGCUGUGGAUAAACAGAAUGGUGGAGAGAGUGUAAGCAUAAGUGUAACUGACAGUGGCUGGGAUAGUUUCCAUGAUGAAGACGAGAGAGACACUAUAGCAGACAGUGUCACAAGAUUUGUUGUCCGCUUUGUGGACCGUGUUGGCACGGAAGCCGGGAUCCACACAGAGCACAUGAAGUCGCUGUACGCCAUGAUCCCUGGUGUUGUUGCUAUGCACAUUGAAUCCCUUGAGCCUGUGAAUGCCCAGUACAAGCGGCUUGCUCCUCAACGCAAGAUCAAGAUUAUGCGGCCUGCCUUGCUGCCUGGGGAGGAGAUGCUGUGUAACGGAUUACGGUGCUACCUGGUCCCUGACGGCAGAGAGCUGGGGCGAGGAGGGGAAGUGGGGGGGCCCACGCUAUUGCCUGCUGAAGGGGCGGCUUUUUUGACGAAUUACAGGGUCAUAUUUAAAGGAACGCCUGUGGACCAAUUCGCUUCUGAGAUGAUCGUGACGAGGAGCUUCCCAGUGGGCUCAGUGGUUCGCGAGAAGAAAAUCAACGUUCACUACAUGCAGCACCUUGAGCAAUGGCUGCACGAGUGUGUCCAGCUCAGGUCCAGCACAUUCCAGCUGAUGAAGCUUGUAUUCGAUGAGGAGGUGGGUGCAGACGCAGUUCUGAUGUUCACCAAGCGAAUCAAGAAACUGCGUAGUCCUCUUACUGUGUUCAGCUCCUUCGCCUUUAUCGGCAAGGGUCUUGGACGAACCCCAACUGUCGUUAUUCAGAAACAAAUGGAGCGCAAAGGGACGCUUAGAAAAACGCGCAAGCGCUUUGUAGACCUUACCCACUCAAAGCGCGGCGGGAGCUUUGGGUCUCAUCUUAAAGGAUCGAUGAGAAAACGGAGAUAUCACGUCAAAGGUUCAAACGAUGUACGGAAACGUUCGGGAUCUCCAAGUGGCUCGAUCACGACCGAUGAUGAGUCAGUGGUCGACCUUAAUGAUAUUAAUGACCUGCAGUUGUAUGAUGAGCCCAACGCGGUGCAGGGCGUGGAUAGACUCAGUAGUAUGCCAUGCUGCCAGGAUUACUCGCGGUUAGGGUUUGGGAACAUUCUACGUGCCUCAGCAGGUGGGCCCUGGAGGAUAUCCAUGGUCAACUACACCUACACGGUCUGUAGAAGCUACCCAGCUGUAGUGGUUGUUCCGCAGAGCAUCUCAGACGACACUGUCUUGAGAGUGGCUAAGAACCAUCGCCAAAACCGCUUCCCUGUGGCCAUCUGGAAACACCCCAAGAACAAGGCUACCCUAGUGCGGGCCGGGGGAAUUGAGAGGAGCAGCGUGGCGUCCAUGAUCCGAUCCGGGAUGGGAGUGGGGGGUAGCAUGUCUGGUAACUCUAUCCCGUCAUCUUCGGUGGAGCAGGAGAAGCUAUUCGCAGCUGUCGUCUCGGCCACUCCAUUGUCCAAGAACAAGUCAGUCGCACGGCAAAACUCCCUUCACCAUGGUGUUAUCCUGAACACCGAGGGGUACUUUAACCAGGACAAGCGCGACGAGACGGACCGCGGCCAAUUGGUGGAGGCCACCCUGAAGAAGAAGGGCUGGGAGCCAGCUGCACUCUAUGUGCUGGGUGACAAGGCACACCUAAGGAAUGUCAAGCAAGAAGCCUAUCCCAAAUGCGAGUUUGUGCCAGUGGAACUUCCAGACGUCCGUGCAGUGCGUGCAUGCUUCAAGAAGUUUCUACGGGCUUGCUGCCCAGCCACUGACAGCCCCAUAAGCUUUGUGCAGCAGGUCAACGAGUCUGAGUGGCUGCACCAGCUUUCUGCGGUGAUGAACGUGUCUAAUGUGCUGGUGGAUCUUAUUGACAUUCAGGGCUCGUCUGUGAUGGUUUGUUUUGAGGAUGGCUGGGACGUCACCGCACAAGUCGUGUGUUUAGCUGAGAUUUGCCUUGAUUCUCAUUAUCGCUCCAUCGAGGGAUUUAAGACUCUGAUUGAGAAGGAAUGGUUAGGGUUUGGGCACCGUUUCACUCAGCGUUGUAACCAGGUUGAGUCUGCACAGAGUGGAUUCACGCCGGUAUUUCUGCAGUUCCUUGAUGCUGUGCAUCAGAUCAUGCGUCAGUACCCGCUCUCCUUCGAGUUCAAUCAUCAUUUCCUGUGCACUCUGGCCUAUCACCACGUGUCCAUGCGUUUCCGCACAUUCCUGAUGGACUCUGAGCACGAGCGCUACCAGGCCGGAUGGAUGAUCGAGGAGGAGGGUAAAAGGCGGGGAAAAUCACUCUGGGAUUACAUCGAUGCUCAGAAUCAAAGGUCGCCGGCCUUUUACAACUUCAUGUACUCCCCGGACAACCAGAAGGUGCUCAGGCCGUUUUGCCGAAUCUCCAAUCUCGUUGUAUGGAAAUACUACUUGACAGAGAACUUGUCGACGGGCCCUCCUUUCGACGCUGAGCUCAUCAAUGAAGUUGAGACCACAGUAGAAGACCAGCAGUCUCCUGAACACAAACAUGACUAUUUCCGACGGUGUAUGACUGGUUGCUAUGGUGACGUUACACAAUUUGCACGUGACCAAUGCACGUGGUUCCUUCAGGAGCUGAGUAGGCUAGACGAGGAGGCAGAUCAUAAGCCCGAGACGUGGAGAGAACUAUGGAACAAGCUGGAGUACCCACCUCCGACCCGAAUGGUCACCACUCAAAACACUCGCUGGGCCAAGCAACAGGCUCUCAUGCAGCACAAGCGAAGUACCAUGGAAGUCAUCCUUAGGGGUAAACUACAAGAAGAAGACCGAGGUGCGCAGGGUUUCUCUCAGCCGCACAACUUCGUCAAGCACAUGUUUUUGACUCCAUCCAAUUGUGAUUACUGCCUGCAGCUGAUCAUCGGCUUCGUCAGUAAAGGUCUCAAAUGCACAGAGUGCGGUUACAACUGUCACGAGAAGUGCCAGUCCCAGGUCCCCUGGCAGUGCAAGAAGCGUGAUUUGGCCGAGCAGCCUGGGACCUCGCUAGCCAAAAGCACGAUCAGUUUGCCUGAGAGCGAAGCGCCGAACAAACAGUUACAUUGCGGGUACCUUCACAAGAGAGGCCACUUGUUCAAGCAAUGGAAGUCCCGCUGGUUUGUACUGGAUACGCAGCGUAAUCAGCUUCGCUAUUAUGAGACCCGCGACGACCCCCACUGUGCUGGCUUUAUUGACCUUGGCGAGAUGAUCGCCGUAGUCCCUGGCAACCCGCUCCCAGGUGCACCUAAAGGAGCCGAGAAAGGAGCAUUCUUUGAUCUGCGUACGACCAAACGCGUGUACAACUUACUUGCCGAGGACCAAGAAGCGACUCAAGAAUGGAUCGAGAAAUUACAGAGUAUGAAUAUCUGAGAUCAAUGCAGGUACUAUGGGCCAAUACUGCGGCAACCUUGGGCCAAUGUUAAUCCAGUCCUGUGGUACUCGGACAGAGGGAAACAGCGCUGGACAAUAUUGGUCCAAUGUGGGCCAUAAGUCUUGACCGCUCUUGAUUGGACCCUGGAUCAAGGGUUACAAUAUUGGACCAGCCAUUGCCUGAUAUGGGCAUCAGACCUGAGAACAAUACGAGUCCGAUAUGGGCCAGUACUGGGUUUUUAAUGAGAGCAGCAAUAUUGAACCAAUAUGGGUCAAACAGACCAUUGAGACAUAAAGACCUGGAAAGGGGUAACAAUGCUGGGUUAGUACUUCAUGUAAUACCCAUACCCUAACCCUACAUGCAGAUCGUGGGGUAUUACAUGAAGUGCUGACCCAAUGCUGAACCUUUGCUGAAGCCCUGGCAACGCUAGUAUCAUUGGGGCCCUCAUCGUUCGCCAAGGAAUUGAAACCAAUGCAACUCUGUGCGUCGCUAUCCAGACGUUCACCUCUAUGUGGUGAUCGAUAAUGCAUCGCCAAGCCCUCGUGGGUCGCUAUCCAGACGUUCACCUCUAUGUGGUGAUCGAUAAUGCAUCGUCAAGCCCUCGUGGGUCGCUAACCAGACGUUCAUCUCUAUGUGGUGAUCGAUAAUGCAUCGUGAAGCCCUCGUGGGUUGCUAUCCAGACGUCCACGUGGUGAUCGAUAAUGCAUUGUCAAGCCCUUGUGGGUCGCUAUUCAUCAGGCUGGGUCCUUACUGGAUCCUUCUUACCAAUUGCUUGCGAAUAAGGAUGGUUUUCGGUACUGCUGAAGACUUUUCCGAUUCGAGGAACGUUAUCUUUGAUCCUCGGAGUAUCGGGGAUUUUUAAUUCAAGAAUGCAGAUAUGCAUUUACAGCUGUAAAUACGCUUAGGUCUUCCAUGCCUAUCAGAUGGACGGGAGACGUUUUAUUCGGGACACGGAUACAACAGAACUCGAUAAUAAUCUUAUGAAGGUCGCUACCGGAAGUACCGAUCGCUGCUGUCGCGAUACGCAACGCUUUCAGGUGUAUCAAAUCAAUAACUGUAGCGGAAAAUUUUUAAGUAAUAUAUUUACGGGCUACUCAGUUGAUGGCAAAGGCUCUUGAAGGUGGUAAUCAGCCUUCUCUAGAUUCUUCCGCAUGCGUUGUGAUAGCGACUGCUCUGCCGGGAGAGCGCAUUCCUUUUUAUUACCACGUGACCAGUCAUGUGAUUUUUACGUAACUAAGGACGAUUCUCGCUACGUACAAGCUAGGGCCCUUCAUACGCAAAUUGUGUUAGCCAUUACCAUUAAACUUUUUUGUAUUACGAGUCCAUUUGAUAAUGAUAAGGCUGAAUAUACAAGCAAAAGAAAAUAUUGAAUAAUUAUAAGUGGUAAUGCCACUAUUAAUAUUAACAGAUGAUUUUUCUAUUUAUUUAAUUCGUUGAGCCACACACUGAUUCGUGAUAAACAUUUUGAUAUUACUUGCCUUUUUGUCUCAGGUAUUUCUCGCUUCUCUGUUUAUAUACAGUAACGCAUCAUUUGCCGAUAUUAAGUGGUAACUUAACAUCUAUAAGUGGCAAUUUCCCGGACCCUAGUGGUACUGGCUUACAAAAUAUACAGCCCUAGGGCUAGAGGAGGGGAGGUAAGGGGGGGGGGGGGGGGGGGGGGUAACUAUUGAUAUUUCGUAAAAAAAAAGUUGGACUAGAGCCCACACAGUUUUCUUGUUAGGGUUCGCUUGACGUAGCUUGAUGUUCACUUAGCCCUUUCUUAUGUUUGCGUUCUCUCAACAGAGCCAUAGGGGGGAACAGUUUUAGUAGUGUUUUUAAAUAUAGGUCUUUAUGUCGCUCUAGUAAUAUUUUUGCUAAAACAAGUUACGUUUGAAAUUCAAUAAAGACCAUUUUACCCAGA